AUGACAUAGUCAUGUUUAACAACCUUGCAAUUUCAUAUACUUGACCCUAACAGCAGGCAAGGACUGAAAUGUAGGAAAUAAGAGUUUGUGAAUUCAAUUAUUAAGGGGGUGAAAGAGGGAUGGCUAAUUUGCACUUUUAUCUUUAAAGCGAAUAAGCCUGCAAGGGGAAUUUGGAAAGGUCCAUCUGGAGAGUGGCGAGCGACCGGCAAUUCUGCACAGCGGCGUGGUGGGUAGCUCUGUGAUUGAAGACGAAGAGAAAAAUCGAAGGGAAGAGAGGAGGCGCCGGAGUAGAAGAAAAGCCAAUGGGAGAUUCCGAGAAAUCAUUUCUGAUCAGGCAGUGGGAUGAGUACAAAGGGUUCUGGGCGGAGAGGUUCUCGUUUCUGGACAACUACUCGAGGUUCGUCAAGCGCGACAAGCCCCUCCCGUCUUGGUCCUCCGAUGACGUCCAAGAGUUCAUCGCUUCCGAUCCCCAUCACGGUCCCACUCUGAAAACUGCUAGAGAAGCAGCAUCCUUUGGUCUCACCGGGAGUCUUCUUGGAGCAGUAUCAACUGCUGCUUUUGCCUGGAAAUACUCAAAGAGCUUACAUGGUGCUGGGCUGUCCUUCGUUGCCGGCGGUGCCUUUGGCUGGACAUUCGGUCACGAAGUCGCGAAUCACUGGUACCAGCUUUACAGGAUGGACACCAUGGCUGCACAGGUCAAGUUCUUGGAGUGGUGGGAAAAGAAAUCUGAAGGGCAGUCGUAAGUUUCGGAAGAUCCCCGAAUCCAAAUUCGAUCUCUUUCCCCUUUCCCUGUUUUUUGUUUUUGGCGAGAUCCUGUAACUGUUGGUGAUUGCUCUCUCUUACUGAAGAUGUUAAGGGAACUGGAGAGAUUAUCGCCUCCUUUUUUCUGAGUCUUUUCUGUAGAGUGGUUGAAUGAUACCGUUGCGGGCUGUUCUGGGUUGGAUUUCGACUUGUCGUGACAGUAAUAAUAGUAAUAGUAAUAGUUACAGGGUGGUUCCUUUCCCUUCUAAAUGACAUUCGCAAUUUAUGUGCAGUUUGUGUUGCUAAUGGAUUUUAUCAUGCUGUUCUUGUUCUGCAUAUUUAUCCCUCAAGCUUGU
This is a messenger RNA of Linum tenue, 1097 nucleotides long. The record is from the annotation of a GenBank genome assembly. Lineage: Eukaryota; Viridiplantae; Streptophyta; Magnoliopsida; Malpighiales; Linaceae.